UCUUCGUAUCCAGCGGGGCUCUCAUUUAACAGUUUAUUUUAAAACUCAUUUCAACGUUCAGUUUCUUCGCUGGAUCGGUUUGCUACUUGUCACAGGCAUUAGUAUGGCCAACUUACCUCGUGUCCGACGUUAAGUCGCUUCUUCAAUCGUUGGGGGGAAAGAUCUGGCCUUUGAAAAACGUUUUGUGCGGAAUGAGUGUCGACUGUUGGAAUCGAGUUCGUCAGUGGCUGCUCUUAAUCGGCUGUUGUUUUGUAUUCGCUUUGUUGUUAUUGGCAAUCUUCGUGUGUAACAAUGACCACGAAACGCACGAAGAUGGUGGAGCUGCCACAAGGACAGAAGAAUGGCCUCUUUGUGUAGGAAAUCUUCUCGAAAGUGAGGGAUCUCAUUACGAGAAGGAAUCGACUGGAAUCUUCAGUGGUAAUCGUUUGAAAUCAAAGACGAUUCCGUGCAGAAUUCAACACUACAAGGCGGAGCAGAUGGUGGCCUGUCUAGAUGCGCUCAACGAUCUAACGACCAAGACCCAAAAUGGACGCGGGGAAUUGCAUUUUGCGUUCAUCGGUGAUUCUCGAACACGACAGCAGUUUUUCAACUUUGUCAGAUUGAUUCCGCAAUACGAUAAGAAAUCGAGUCCCAGCAUAGUCCCGGAUAACUAUCAUAACGACGUUGAAGUUACCAGCAAUCUGCUCAACAUCCGAGUAUCUUUUAAAUGGCGACCGCUCGUCAGCGAUGACGUCACGAAGGAGUUACGUUGGUUGGUAAAUUCUAAUAAAACCGACCGGCCUUACGUGAUCUUCUUAGGUAUGGCAGUAUGGCACAUGCUUCAAAGCGAAGGCGCUGAUUACCAACUGUACCGAAAGAAACUUUUGAAUUUGGCGCCUGUUCUCGACCAAUUGGCGCACGACAGCCAAAUCGUUUGGCUGAACCAAUACCCAAGCGUAGAUUUCAAUCAAGAAAUCGGCGUCUUCAAAACCGAUGGAAUUGUUUCGGAGAAGAUUCAUCGUUACAACGAGGUUGCUCGGCGUUUACUCUAGAAUCACACCAACAUCCGCGUAUGGGAUUCAAGCAAUUUAUUUGCCGAAGAGUACGUCCGCGGUUGCGCCAUUCUUGAACGCGACGAGCAAUCAUCGCCGUUGAGAAGAUGCCCCUCCGUCCAGUUUAAUUGCAAUGAUUUUUUGCACACAGGUGAUGUGGCCCUUUCGCAAGCCACGCAACUUUUAGUGAACGACGUUUGUAAUGAAUUUACCUGAAUAGACAAACUGGUGUCUUCAUUUUGCAACGA
This is a messenger RNA of Daphnia magna, 1279 nucleotides long. RefSeq names its product N-acetylneuraminate 9-O-acetyltransferase. The record is from RefSeq and is a predicted model, not a curated record. The transcript is spliced from 5 exons. NCBI's taxonomy places the organism in Eukaryota, Metazoa, Arthropoda, Branchiopoda, Diplostraca, Daphniidae. The coding region runs from base 192 to 1031 and encodes 279 amino acids.